AUGGGCCUGCAGCUGCACUGGAUGAGAGACAAACAAGGUGGGGGCUACGAGGGGGCUACGAGGCUGCAGGGGGGCUGCGAGGCGCAGGGGGCCGCAGGGGGGGCUACGAGGCUGCAGGGGGGCUACGAGGCUGCAGGGGGGCUACGAGGGGGGGGCUACGAGGCUGCAGGGGGGCUACGAGGCUGCAAGGGGGCUGCGAGGCUGCAGGGGGACUACGAGGCUGCGGGGGGGGGCUGCGAGGCUGCAGGGGGCUACGAGGCUGCAGGGGGCUGCGAGGCUGCAGGGGGCUACGAGGCUGCAAAGGGGGGCUGCGAGGCUGCAGGGGGGCUGCGAGGCUGCAGGGGGGACUACGAGGCUGCAGGGGGACUGCGAGGCUGCAGGGGGGCUACGAGGCUGCAGGGGGACUACGAGGCUGCAGGGGGGCUACGAGGCCGCAGGAGGGGCUACGAGGCUGCAGGGGGACUACGAGGCUGCAAGGGGGGAGGCUGUGAGGGGGACUACGAGGCUGCGAGGGGGACUACGAGACUGCAAGGGGGCUGUGAGGCUGCAAGGGGGGAUGCGAGGGGGAACUACGAGGCUGCAAGGGGGAGGCUGCGAGGGGGACUACGAGGCAGCAAGGGGGAGGAUGUGAGGCUGCAAGGGGGCUGCGGGGGGGACUACGAGGCUGCAAGGGGGAGGCUGGGCUACGAGGCUGCAAGGGGGUACGAGGCUGCAAGGGGGUUACGAGGGGGGGGACUACGAGGCUGCAGGGGGGCUACGAGGCUGCAGGGGGCUGCGAGGCUGCAGGGGGGGAGGCUGCAGGGGGUACAAGGCUGCAGGGGGCUACGAGGCUGCAGGGGGGGGAGGCUGCAAGGGGGCUGCGAGGCUGCAAGGGGGGAGGCUGUGAGGCUGCAAGGGGGCUGCGAGGCUGCAAGGGGGAGGCUGCGAGGGGGGGACUACGAGGCUGCGAGGGGGAGGCUACGAGGCUGCAAGGGGGACUGUGAGGCUGGGGGACUGCGAGGCUGCAAGGGGGAGGCUGUGAGGCUGCAAGGGGGGCUGCAAGGGGGAGGCUGUGAGGCUGCAAGGGGGAGGCUGCGAGGGGGACUACGAGGCUGCAAGGGGGAGGCUGCGAGGGGGCUGCGAGGCUGCAAGGGGGAGGCUGUGAGGCUGCAAGGGGGGCUGCGAGGGGGACUACGAGGAAGCAAGGGGGAGGAUGUGAGGCUGCAUGGGGGAGGCUGCGAGGGGGGAUUACGAGGCAGCAAGGGGGAGGCUGUGAGGCUGCAAGGGGGACUACGAGGCUGCAAGGGGGCCUGCGAGGCUGCAAGGGGAGGCUGCGAGGGGGGGACUACGAGGCUGCGAGGGGGAUUACGAGGCUGCAAGGGGGGCUGUGAGGCUGCAAGGGGGGCUGCGAGGCUGCAAGGGGAGGCUGUGAGGCUGCAAGGGGGGCUGUGA
Molecule: messenger RNA, 1431 nt
Organism: Oncorhynchus keta (chum salmon)
Lineage: Eukaryota; Metazoa; Chordata; Actinopteri; Salmoniformes; Salmonidae
Product: loricrin-like
Exons: 3
Coding region: 1-1431 (476 amino acids)
Source: RefSeq, a predicted model, not a curated record